Protopolystoma xenopodis is the source of this 420-nucleotide messenger RNA. NCBI's taxonomy places the organism in Eukaryota, Metazoa, Platyhelminthes, Monogenea, Polystomatidea, Polystomatidae. The record is from the annotation of a GenBank genome assembly.
GGUGAAAGAUGGGCCUUACUUGCCCUCCAUCUUGGCCUACUCAACGCAUACCCAGUGGCAGAGGCCCCGUCCAUACCUUCGCCAGCAUUCACCCUCAUCCGUGUUGCUACAGCCAUGCAAGGAGUAAUCAGGCCCGAUGGCCCCGAUAACGACAUGGUCCGAGAGGGGUUGCUAUCGGAAAGACGGGAGAGUAAAGGUGCCCAUGAGUACAAGGAGGAGCACACGAAUGCAGAGGGUGGAAGGAUGAGGAUAAAAGAGCCUUGCGUACCUCGUCUUAUGAAGGUCCAGGAAUCAAGGCUCCUUGACGAUUCCAAAAAUGCUUGCCGACCAACCGACGACUACUUCUACUGCAUGUCACUACGGACAAUGUUGAUGGACUCUGACCAUACUGAGCAUUUCGGAGAUCUCAGUCUGGCAUGA